Molecule: messenger RNA, 582 nt
Organism: Paramecium sonneborni
Lineage: Eukaryota; Ciliophora; Oligohymenophorea; Peniculida; Parameciidae
Source: the annotation of a GenBank genome assembly
AUGGUAAGUAUUGCAUCAGGUAUUAUCAUUGAUACUUUUGGACAAUUAAGAGAAGAUGAAAAUAAAAUGAAUAGUGAUAUAAAGGAUAAAUGUUUUAUUUGUGGUUAAGAGAAGUAAUUAUUUAUAAAUUAUAUAAUUUAGUAUAAUUUUUGAAAGAAGUUCUGAUGGCUCAUCUAGUGGAUUUAAAAAUCAUUUAAAAUAAAAUCAUUAUAUGUGGAAUUACUUAUAUUGUAAUAUUUAUAAUAUUAUUAAUUAGACAUUGCUUAUUUAUAAUGGAAAGAUUCAUAAUAUUUUUCAGGUAUAAAAUCAUAUGUGAAUAAGAAAAUAAAAGAUAAAGAUAUGAGUUGGAUUUCAUUUGGAAGAGCUAGAGAAUUAGUCAAAGGAGAGGAUGAAUAGGAAAAAUAAGCUAAAUAAAUGGAAUAAUCAUCUGUUAAUCUAGUAUAAUAGUUGACUCAUUCCAAUGAUAUAAUUUCAGCACUUAAAGAAAAGAAAGAAAAAAAGAAAUAACAUUUCCUUUAAUAAACUCAACCAACAUAACAUAAGGAGUAAAUUGGAUCACAAUAAUCAAUGGCUUUAUUAUGA